Prorocentrum cordatum is the source of this 414-nucleotide messenger RNA. The record is from the annotation of a GenBank genome assembly. NCBI's taxonomy places the organism in Eukaryota, Dinophyceae, Prorocentrales, Prorocentraceae.
GCUGCCGCACUGCUCGCCGCUCGCCCCGUGGCGGGCGCGGCCCGCGCAGGCAGCGGCGGCGGCGCGGCGCUGUGGAGCGCUCCGGAGGCGUGGCGGGCCUUCAAGGACGACCCGGCGGGCCUGGCCACCACCGCGUGGGCGCUGGCUCGGCGCAGCGUGCGGGACCAGCCGCUGCUCGCGAGGGUUGCGGCGGGCUCCCUUGCGCGCAUCGCGGAGUUCCAGCCGCGGCACUUGUCGAUCACGGCUUGGUCCUUCGCGCGCCUGAGCGUGGCGGACGGCCCGCUGCUGGCGGCGAUCUCGCAGGCCGCGCUCGGCAGCCUGGAGGCCUUCAAGCCGCGUGACCUGGCGCACUUCAUGUGGUCUUUCGCCCGGCUGGAGGUGGUUCACGAGCCUUUAAGGGACGCCAUUGCCUGA